AUGCACCUUGCUCACAAUGGGACCUACCGCCAGUUCCUUACAUGGUGCAUCGGCUGGAGCAAGCGGAAACGCUCAGACCGCCCCCUGCCCUAUGCCCAGGCCCUCAUCCAGGCAGGCUGCGACGAAACCAUCGAGGCCACCGUGCGCGAACGGAGACUGUGUUUCGCGGGCUUUGUUAUGCGCAUGGAGGACAGCCGCCUCCCCAAGCGCAUGCUGUUAGGAGCGAUGGCGGGGUGCGUGGGAUACCGGGGCGGGCAGGAGAGCGACUGGGUGUCUCGUCUAGUAGAGGACCUCGUGACCUUCAACAUGGGAGACGAAAAGGAAGGGGGGUAAAUGGAAAGAGAGCGUCAAGGACCCGGAGGUGUGGUACAUCAAGGUCGAGGACAGGGCGACAUGGCUCAUGAGGAAAUGGCACAGGCAG
This is a messenger RNA of Ectocarpus sp. CCAP 1310/34, 421 nucleotides long. Lineage: Eukaryota; Phaeophyceae; Ectocarpales; Ectocarpaceae. The record is from the annotation of a GenBank genome assembly.